AUAUACAACAACAACAUAAAAAUUCUCUUUAUAAAAUUCUCGCUCUAAACUCCGCGGCCAACAUAUCCAAUCCGAGGAGUUAAAAACCCUAAAAAUCGAAACAACAACUUUUUGUUUAAUCUUUUAAAAAUCAAAUCUUCAAUUUCAGUAUGGCAGGCAAUGCUCCAGAUGGCUCUCAGUUUGAUGGCAAGCAGUUUGAUUCCAAGAUGAAUGAGUUGCUUUCUACUGAUGGGCAGGACUUUUUUACUUCGUAUGACGAGGUUUAUGAUAGUUUUGAUGCAAUGGGUCUGCAAGAAAAUCUUUUAAGAGGCAUCUAUGCAUAUGGUUUUGAGAAGCCGUCAGCAAUUCAGCAAAGGGGGAUUGUUCCCUUUACUAAGGGUCUUGAUGUGAUCCAACAGGCUCAGUCAGGAACCGGAAAGACUGCAACUUUUUGCUCCGGUAUCCUUCAACAACUCGACUAUAACACGGUGGAAUGUCAGGCUUUGGUUCUUGCUCCUACUCGUGAGCUUGCCCAGCAAAUUGAAAAAGUUAUGCGAGCACUUGGUGACUAUCUUGGUGUCAAGGUCCAUGCUUGUGUUGGUGGAACAAGUGUUCGUGAGGACCAACGUAUCCUCUCUGCUGGUGUCCAUGUUGUCGUUGGUACACCUGGUCGUGUGUUUGACAUGCUUAGGAGGAAGUCAUUACGUGCUGAUUACAUUAAGAUGUUUGUGUUGGAUGAAGCCGAUGAAAUGCUUUCAAGAGGUUUCAAGGACCAGAUCUACGACAUCUUCCAGCUGUUGCCUUCAAAGGUUCAGGUGGGAGUGUUUUCUGCAACAAUGCCUCCCGAGGCUCUUGAGAUAACCAGGAAGUUCAUGAACAAACCUGUGAGGAUUCUCGUCAAGCGUGAUGAGCUCACUCUAGAAGGUAUCAAGCAAUUUUAUGUUAAUGUCGAAAAAGAAGAGUGGAAGCUUGAGACACUCUGUGAUCUCUAUGAGACUCUUGCUAUCACCCAGAGUGUGAUCUUUGUGAACACCCGGCGUAAGGUUGACUGGUUGACUGACAAGAUGAGAAGCCGUGACCACACAGUUUCGGCCACCCAUGGUGACAUGGAUCAAAACACACGUGACAUAAUCAUGCGUGAGUUCCGUUCAGGGUCAUCACGUGUUCUCAUCACAACUGAUCUUUUGGCUCGUGGUAUUGAUGUGCAACAAGUGUCCCUUGUUAUCAACUACGAUCUUCCUACCCAGCCUGAAAACUAUCUGCAUCGUAUUGGACGAAGUGGACGAUUUGGGAGAAAGGGUGUUGCAAUUAACUUUGUAACAGUGGAAGAUGAACGGAUGCUUGCAGAUAUCCAGAAAUUUUACAAUGUGGUUGUCGAGGAACUGCCAUCAAAUGUUGCUGAUCUUAUUUAGAAAGAUUUUGGCAUGUGGGUUUGUUCAGUAAGAAAGGUUAGAACCUGUUUUUUUGAAACUUAUUGUUUUUGUUUGUCGAAGUUAUUAUUAUGAAAGACUUGGUGCUAUAAGAUAUUUGCAACUCAUGUUUGUACCCUAAAGUUUAUUUUACCCCAGAAGUGUAUGGAUUUGUUUAUUUA
This is a messenger RNA of Erigeron canadensis, 1570 nucleotides long. Its product is annotated as eukaryotic initiation factor 4A-8. The transcript has 5 exons. Lineage: Eukaryota; Viridiplantae; Streptophyta; Magnoliopsida; Asterales; Asteraceae. Gene Ontology annotation, molecular function: RNA binding; ATP binding; RNA helicase activity. Bases 150 to 1391 code for a protein of 413 amino acids. The record is from RefSeq and is a predicted model, not a curated record.